AUGAAGUUGUCCGCGGAAGGGAUGAAGAGGAUGAAGGCCCAAUGGAUGGAGGAUGAAGACAAUCCGGAAUGCUUCUGGCGAAGCACGAGUAUAUGUCCCGAUCGGGAAUUUAUGCAUCAAGGAAUAAGGUCGCUAUGCAAAACUGACUCAGCUGUGUACGGCACGGUCCGUCGGCAGGAAGCCGGCAUUUGUCAGCUAUAUUCCCGACGGUUCGGACUUGCAGCCGAUGGCGUCACUCCGUCGGAUGAAGAGGUGGUCAUUCUAUGGACUCUGGAAUUAUUGCCAGAGAGUAGGAAAGGAGUCGCUGAAUAG
Molecule: messenger RNA, 312 nt
Organism: Aspergillus luchuensis
Lineage: Eukaryota; Fungi; Ascomycota; Eurotiomycetes; Eurotiales; Aspergillaceae
Exons: 1
Coding region: 1-312 (103 amino acids)
Source: RefSeq, a predicted model, not a curated record